Molecule: messenger RNA, 438 nt
Organism: Dicrocoelium dendriticum
Lineage: Eukaryota; Metazoa; Platyhelminthes; Trematoda; Plagiorchiida; Dicrocoeliidae
Source: the annotation of a GenBank genome assembly
AUGUCGGACAAGUUUGGCGACGGUAGCCAGGAGUACUGGCGGAAUACUUUUACUACUCCAGGCUCGGUGGGCACAAGACCGCCCCCGGAUGCGGUUGAGGAUUACGACUUAAUCUCCCAAAUCACCGUUGCGGAAAUCCAAAAUGUACUCAAGGGCUCGAACACCACAAGCCCAGGACCAGAUGCCUUGACCACUCUAGAACUAAGACGUAUGAACAGCAGUGUGCUAGCGCAGGUUUUCAACCUGAUGCUGGUACUCCAGAUCCCGACUAAGGCUGACUCGUUAGCCGGGCGCGCGUAUACUACAACUCGACGAGUGACCGAUCCAAAAGGAACUGGCAACCCCGCGGACAGACACUACCGAGACCGAACUGUAGUCCGCGGACCGUAUGAGCUGUGGCUUCACAGCUGCGUACGAUACAGGGCACGGUUCCGAUAA